AUGCUGCUGAGCCCAGUCACCUCCACCCCCUUCUCGGUCAAGGACAUCCUGCGACUGGAGCGCGAGCGGAGCUGCCCCGCGGCUUCGCCAAAUCCGGGGGUGCGGAAGAGCCCGGAAAACUUUCAGUACCUGAGAAUGGACCCAGAGCCGCGAGGGCCAGAGGUUCACAACGCUGGUGGCGGCGGCGGUGACAGAAAGCUGGACGGUUCGGAGCCUCCUGGGGGUCCCUGUGAGGCAGUCUUGGAGAUGGACGCGGAACGGAUGGGGGAGCCACAGCCCGGCCUAAGCGCGCCCUCGCCCCUCGGCGGCGGGACCAGGGUGCCAGAGCGCGGCGUUGGCAACAGCGGCGACAGCGUGCGGGGUGGCCGCUCUGAGCAGCCCAAGGCGCGGCAACGACGGAAGCCGCGCGUGCUCUUUUCGCAGACGCAGGUGCUGGCCCUGGAGCGGCGCUUCAAGCAGCAGCGGUACCUGUCAGCGCCCGAGCGUGAGCACCUGGCCAGCGCGCUACAGCUCACGUCCACGCAGGUCAAGAUCUGGUUCCAGAACCGACGCUACAAAUGCAAGAGACAGCGCCAGGACAAGUCGCUGGAACUGGCCGGCCACCCUCUAACGCCGCGCCGAGUGGCGGUGCCCGUCCUGGUGCGCGAUGGCAAGCCCUGCCUGGGCCCCGGGCCCGGUGCACCUGCCUUCCCCAGCCCCUACGGUGCCGCAGUGUCGCCCUAUUCUUGCUACGGAGGCUACACCGGAGCACCCUACGGCUCAGGCUACGGCAGCUGCUACGCGGGUGCGCCCUCGGGUCCUGCGCCUCACACACCACUGGCCAGCGCGGGCUUCGGACACGGUGGCCAGAAUGCCACCCCGCAGGGCCAUCUGGCAGCCACGCUGCAGGGCGUCAGGGCCUGGUGA
Molecule: messenger RNA, 906 nt
Organism: Nomascus leucogenys (northern white-cheeked gibbon)
Lineage: Eukaryota; Metazoa; Chordata; Mammalia; Primates; Hylobatidae
Gene: NKX2-6
Product: NK2 homeobox 6
Biological process (GO): regulation of transcription by RNA polymerase II; cell differentiation
Cellular component (GO): nucleus
Molecular function (GO): DNA-binding transcription factor activity, RNA polymerase II-specific; RNA polymerase II cis-regulatory region sequence-specific DNA binding
Source: RefSeq, a predicted model, not a curated record